Messenger RNA from Xiphias gladius (swordfish), 1599 nucleotides. RefSeq names its product salivary glue protein Sgs-3-like. The transcript has 2 exons. Lineage: Eukaryota; Metazoa; Chordata; Actinopteri; Istiophoriformes; Xiphiidae. The record is from RefSeq and is a predicted model, not a curated record. The coding region runs from base 642 to 1151 and encodes 169 amino acids.
GUUACAUUUUUGAAAUUGUAUUGAGGGUUUCUCAACUUUUCUUAUUUUUACCGUGUGGCACAUAAGACAUUUUGUGAGUUAUUUAACAAACAUAAUGUUACACAUAUUGGAGGAAUUCACAACUGCUGACAAAUAAAGGCGCAUGCAGCAACUCCCAGCCCACGUGAAUUUGAACAAUCAGGGGUAAAUUGUGGUAAUAUAUUAUAUCUUGUAAAAUGGCACUUCUGUAUGAUUUGGGACAGCCAAUGAUGUCAAAAUCCCCUAGCAUCAUUACAGCAGCGUGCUUCAAUAUCAAGGUUGAACCGGUCAGAGGUAAAAUCAAAGUGUAACCCUAGCUUUAGAAAAGACAUUCAGUUUGACAAAAUGAAGUGGUAGACUUAUCUGCCCUAGCCUUUCCUCAUGCCAUAAUUCUAAUUUACACAUCAGACACACGUAAUUUAAGUACUCUUUCUUAGCAUUAUUUACACAAGUCAGGCUGGAAGUGCUCAAGGGUAUAGUGCAGGAUUUUUUUUUUCUGCUCUGCACUCCCUGACGACUGACAGUUUAUCAGCAUCAUUGCUAUGGAGAGCUGGCAGGUAUAAAAGGACAGACAGAAAGGAGGGGACAGCCAUAAAGUACGAAGGGAAUAGCUGAAAACCAAGAUGAAGAAAACAGUGGUGCUUGUCCUCUGUGUCUGUUUGACCUUCAUUUCACCGGGCAGCGCUCAGAGAGAAAAUGUAACAGUUUGUAACUCUUGUACAAAUUCAACAAAUGCAACGAUGACCACCAACAGCACCGUACCAACUUAUUCCUCCCAACCCACAGCGACCACACACCUGCCCGGCAACAACUCUACGCACGUAACCUCCAACAAACACACCAGCGAUACUGUAACUACAAGGCCACCUCCAACCUCCUCCACCUCAGCUGUCUCCUCGCACGCCACAGCAACCACUGCUUCAACACAGCAAUCCACAGUGUCCUCUGGAGCAACUCGAAGCUCUGGGGCCACAGUGUCCACCACUCGGCGUUCUCCGGCUGGGACUGUUGGGAGUACCGCUGCCGCCACUUCAGCUACGACGUUGAAAGGGGGCUCCGCCGCUUUGUUCAGGUGCUACAGUCAACUGCUGGUGCCCGUCAUCUCCAUUCUGAUGUACAGCGCAUCGGGCUGAAAAGUGUAAAACCGAGGGACUCUGUGGUGACCUUCUGAGAACUGUUCUCCUUUAAAUCAAAUCCAUAAAUCUUCUUAUAUAUAAAGAGAAAAAAAUCACAGAUUAACCUUUCCUCAAUAAAAAUGUUUGAUUUUUUGACUCUUGGAGCCUCUUACUCAAUGGCUCUUACUAUGACUGUCACACAUUUAGCAUACUAAUGCUAUGAGGUGCUGUGUUUGCAAUGAGCACUUUUCCACUUUUUUCUACGACUGCUCCACACAAUCUCUAUAAAUGAUGUAUAACCCCAUCCUUCAAAUGUUAAAACUAUAUUUCACUAAAUGCCGAACACAAACAGCGGAUAUGAAAUUCAUCUGCAUUUUUUUUGCCGAAUAAAAUGGUUAUUAAAUUAGCAUUGGACUCUAUUCUUCAAAGUAAAAACAAAAAAAACAAAAAAGAAAGAAAUCUGAUG